Molecule: messenger RNA, 951 nt
Organism: Aspergillus welwitschiae
Lineage: Eukaryota; Fungi; Ascomycota; Eurotiomycetes; Eurotiales; Aspergillaceae
Product: alpha/beta hydrolase
Exons: 1
Coding region: 1-951 (316 amino acids)
Molecular function (GO): hydrolase activity
Source: RefSeq, a predicted model, not a curated record
AUGACUACUACUACUUCUACUCCCUCAUCCAUAACCUUCCCCUCAGCAACACACACCCUCUCCGGGCACCUCUACCGCCCCCAAACGGGCAAAAGCAGCAGCAGCAUCACCGCAGGCAUAGUCAUCUCGCACCCCAUGACGGGGGUAAAAGAGCAAACCGCCGCCCUCUACGCCCGCCACCUCAGCGCCGCAGGCUUCACAACCUUAACCUUCGACGCAGCCUACCAAGGCGCCAGCACCGGCCAGCCGCGCGGGCUUGAGGAUCCCUUCCAGCGCGUCGAGGACAUCAAGGCGGCAGUCACGUACCUCUCCACCGCCGUGUGCGGAGUGGACAGUUCGCGGAUUGGAGUGUUGGGAAUCUGCGCGUCGGGUGGAUAUGCAUGCUUCGCUGCGGCGAGUGAUGUACGAAUCAGGGCCGUGGCGACGGUGUCGGGGGCCUGUGUGGGAAAGAUGAGUAGGUGCGGUGGGGUGCAAAAGGAGUUGAGGGAGAAUGAGGAGGUAAUUGGGGCUGUGUUGGGGGGUGCGGCGGGGGAUAGGAAUAAGAUUAAUCAUGGGGAGGAGGAGGAGAUGGCGCCGAAGAUGUUUGAUGCGGAGAAGGUGUUGCAGGAGGGAGGAAACGUGGAUUCGUUUUUCAGGGCAGCGGCGGAGUAUUAUGGGACUACGCAAAGAGGGAAGCAUGAGCGCUCGACGCAGAGGGUGCCGUUGGAGAGUUAUGAUCGGAUGGUGGUGUACGAUUCGUUUGCGUUUAUGAGGUUGAUUGCGCCGCGGCCGGUGUUGAUGAUUGCGGGUGCGGAGGCGGAGACGCUGCAUUAUAGUGAGGAGGCGGUGCAGUUGGCGAGGGAGCCCAAGGAACUGUUUGUUGUGCAGGGGAAGAAUCACUUUGAUUUGUAUGAUCAGUUGGAGGAGUCGGGGCCUAAGCUGGUGCAGUUUUUCACUGGGAAUUUGGCGUGA